AUGACAGCAAGACACCAAGAAAGGGAGCUGAAGGUCCCCUCAAAGAGUCAUUCAGUUUGUUCCACGAGGGUUAGGAGAGUGAAUCUUAAUCUUAGUGUGAGGAAGAGGCCAAUUGGUUCUUGGAUCAUUCCACCCCGUACAUGCAUCAACUUGGUAUCAGAGCCGCGUUUCGAGGAGGGACACGAUCAAGAAGAGUCGAGAAGAUCAGGUAAAAGAGGGCAAUAUACACACCUGGUAAGAACAAUUUGGAAAAUCAGGUUGUGCCAUUUUUUUGUUCAAUUUCACGAAUACAGGUACCAUACAGAUGAGAUACAGCAAGCUGUAGGAACCUUACAACAAGAAGAACAAAACAAAGCCAAAGCAGCAAGUGUUAGCAAGCACAAUAAGCAGCAGAACAACAUUGUAGCUGAGAAUCUUCUGAAGUUCAACGGAAUUUUGGAAACCUUCAACGUGGAUGACCACAAUAAGCAUAAGGGUAACGCAGAAUUGAGGACAAUUCUGUUUAAAGAAGGAGGGACUGAUGCAAUUAUAGGUAGCCCACAAUCCAAGUCAAAAGAAGAACAGCAUAAUUGCAUCAUUGUGCUUACUCAACCCAUUGAACCUAUGAAGUGCUUGGAAAAUAAAGAGGAUGAUCAUCAAAAUAGACUAAGCAUAAACAUGGAAUUAAGACAAAGACAAGAAGGAACACAAGGAAGUCUCCUAACAGCCAUCAAGCAAAACAGGAACAUGAACCAGUUCCCAAGUCUACAAACAGCAGAAUCAACAAAACAUCACAUUGCCUGCCAGCCUACCUUUCGAGCAUUAGAACGUCUAGCUUUGUGCAUGCAUGAGCAUGGAGAUCCAAGGAAUGGCAUCUCUAGACAUGUAAGAUUACACCAAGACUCAGAGGCAUCACAACGGACCCUCACAGAAGCCACAAGACCAGCUCCAAGGUCGCUUGUUCGCCUGACGUUUGAUAAUGGCUGAUUCAAAGGGCAAUCAAGCUGCCAGCCAUCAUCCACUGAGCAGCUGACCUUGAGGUCCUUCCACAGAGUCAACCUGAGCAUCCCAAGGUACACUAAGGGCAGUUUUGGAAUCUCUAUACAUGGACCUUUCCAUCAAGCCCUCAAGUGCCUCCCAACGAUGACAGCAAGACACCAAGAAAGGGAGCUGAAGGUCCCCUGUCAGACAGGAACAGGCUGGAAGUUUUAGUUAGCAUUCUGUUUUGUUGUUUUGUUUUUCUUAAUUGUACACGUGUUUUAAUUUUAGGCUUUGAGUUAGUUUUGUUUGUUAGCCUACUAAAACUAGCCGUUAAUAAUCCUCUAUAAAAGGACAUGAUCAUUGUAACAUAAACUUAGUUUAAGUUUUGAUUAAUACAGAUUUUCUUCAAAGUAAUUGUUGUUUCAAUUACAUCUCUGAGUGUGUUCUUUGUGAGUGAAGCAAAGAGUCAUUCAGUUUGUUCCACGAGGGUUAGGAGAGUGAAUCUUAAUCUUAGUGUGAGGAAGAGGCCAAUUGGUUGAGUGAAGACCAAUUUGUUUCUAUCCACGACAUAGAACCAUCCCCACGGAUUGUUCUAGUCACCCUUCUGUUUUCGCACAAAACAGAAGGUUUGUUGUUCUUUGUGUACAUUCAUAGUGUUCUUGGCCAUAUUCUUGAAGGCAUUGAGGAGGUUCUUG
Molecule: messenger RNA, 1655 nt
Organism: Amaranthus tricolor (Joseph's coat)
Lineage: Eukaryota; Viridiplantae; Streptophyta; Magnoliopsida; Caryophyllales; Amaranthaceae
Exons: 4
Coding region: 1-966 (321 amino acids)
Source: RefSeq, a predicted model, not a curated record